UCGUUUGGUAAUACUGCGGUCAUACUAUUUCAAGAAGGAAAAAACGGGAAUAAAAUGUAAAAAUUGCAAUAAAAUGGCUAAACUAAAGAAUUUGCUGAGUAUUGUGACCCAGUCACGAGCUAUAUCGCACCCCAAUCGAAAGGAGCAGAUCCUAAACUUCUUGACAUAUGGCCUUUUAGUGAUUGUGGCCCUCUGCGCGGGUUUUCUGCUAUGGGAUCUCUCGAACAGUCCUCGGGAUGGAUUCUUCCAUGGAAAAAGGGACUCGCACACGCUUAUCUUGGACUUAGAGCACAUCCAGGAGGUCGCCCUGAACCCCGAAGCCGAGCAACGGACCCGGAAUGUCAACUGCACUUUUUGGGACUGCCUGAACAUUUACAAAUGCGAGCACGACCGCCUGAAGGUAUACAUCUAUCCGCUGCAGGAGUUUGUGGACGAGCGAAGUGACAAGGUGGCCACAACCUUGUCCAGCGAGUACUUCCAGAUCCUAGAAGCGAUACUAAAGAGCCGCUACUACACCUCAAAUCCAAAUGAGGCUUGCCUCUUCCUACCUAGUUUGGAUCUGCUUAACCAGAAUGUCUUCGACAAGCACUUGGCAGGAGCUGCUCUAGCUUCCUUAGACUUUUGGGAUCGUGGCGCUAACCACAUUAUCUUUAACAUGCUGCCCGGCGGUGCUCCAGCCUAUAACACUGUGCUUGAUGUCAAUACAGACAAUGCCAUAAUCUUCGGCGGUGGCUUUGACUCCUGGUCAUACCGACCUGGAUUUGACGUUUCCAUUCCAGUGUGGAGUCCGCGAUUGGUCCGUCAGCAUGCUCAUGCGACUGCCCAAAGAAAAUUUCUUUUGGUCGUAGCUCAGCUGAAUAUCCUUCCUCGUUUCGUGAGGACCCUGCGGGAGUUGUCUUUGGCCCACGGCGAGCAAUUACUUCUUUUGGGAGCUUGCGAAAGUUUGGAUUUUGCGAUGCGCUGCCCUCUGUCCCAGCACCACAAAUCUUUGGAGUACCCUCGCUUAUUGUCCCGCGGUAAAUUUUGCUUGCUGGGCCGUAGCCUUCGAAUGGGUCAGCCCGAUCUUGUCGAGAUUAUGUCUCAGCAGUGUAUUCCCGUGAUUGCUGUGGACAACUAUGUGUUGCCUUUCGAAGAUGUGAUCGAUUGGUCAUUGGCCUCCGUUCGUAUACGCGAAAGCGGACUUCAUUCCGUGAUGCAAAAGCUUAAGGCUAUAUCCAGUGUUAAGAUCGUUGAGAUGCAGAAGCAAGUGCAGUGGUUGUACUCGAAGUACUUUAAGGAUCUGAAAACUGUGACGCUGACUGCACUGGAGGUGCUUGAAAGUCGAAUAUUCCCACUGCGAGCUCGCAGCAGUCGCCAGUGGAAUGCCAUUGACACCAACGUUCGUUCCACCUUCAAUCCUCUUUUCUUGCCUUCAUUAGCGCCAAAAUCACAUGGAUUUACUGCCGUUAUCCUUACCUACGAUCGUGUAGAGAGUCUUUUUCUGCUGAUUCAGAAGCUGGCUGUGGUACCAUCAUUGCAAAGCAUUUUGGUGAUUUGGAAUAACCAAAAAAAGUCUCCACCGCACUUAUCAACCUUUCCAUCUAUAUCUAAGCCAUUGAAAAUACGACAAACCAAGGAAAACAAGCUAUCUAAUCGAUUUUAUCCAUAUCCGGAAAUUGAAACGGAAGCUAUUCUUACCAUAGAUGAUGACAUCAUAAUGCUGACAACAGAUGAGUUGGAUUUUGGCUACGAAGUUUGGCGCGAGUUUCCCGAUCACAUUGUGGGUUUUCCUAGUCGAAUUCAUGUUUGGGAUAAUGUCACCAUGCGCUGGCACUACGAAUCGGAAUGGACAAACCAAAUAUCUAUGGUUCUUACCGGAGCUGCUUUCCACCAUAAGUACUGGAGUCACAUGUACACACAUGCAAUGCCGGGCGAUAUAAAGGAUUGGGUGGAUGAGCAUAUGAACUGCGAAGACAUUGCAAUGAACUUCCUAGUAGCUAACAUCACAAACAAUCCUCCGAUCAAGGUUACUCCUCGUAAGAAGUUUAAGUGCCCAGAGUGCACCAACACGGAAAUGCUAUCCGCUGAUCUGAAUCACAUGCGGGAACGAUCUGCAUGCAUCGAUCGCUUCUCAAAAAUUUACGGCCGAAUGCCGCUGCGCACGGUGGAGUUCAGAGCGGACCCCGUAUUGUUCCGAGACAAUUUCCCAGACAAGUUGAAGCGUUACAAUGAUAUUGGUAGCUUGUAAGGGUGCUUAACUUCGAACCCAACAUUCCAUUGGAACUUAAGGAGAAAUACCAAAGACUUGUGGAAAUCGCGCUCAACUCUUCUUAUAGAAUACUAAUGUUGCAGUUGAAUAUAUCAUAGGGAAAACCUUAUUAUAAAACAGAUAAAUAAGCCAUCAUAUCUAGAUCUCACAUAGAACACCAAUUUGGUUUGUGGAAGUGACGAUUACUGGGGACUGUUCCGGUUUUAUUUUCUCACAAUAGGUUAGACUUAUUAUUGAUUUAAUUUGAAUUUGCAUUGUUAUCGGAAUAAUUAGAUAAUAUUUUAGUGAAAUUAUUGAUUGAAUUUAUGUCCAUUCUUUGGACUUCUUUUUGUACAAAUUUAUUUAUUAAAGAUAAUUAAUUUUGA
Messenger RNA from Drosophila eugracilis, 2613 nucleotides. RefSeq names its product exostosin-2 (gene sotv). The record is from RefSeq and is a predicted model, not a curated record. The transcript has 3 exons. Gene Ontology annotation, cellular component: membrane. NCBI's taxonomy places the organism in Eukaryota, Metazoa, Arthropoda, Insecta, Diptera, Drosophilidae. Bases 74 to 2227 code for a protein of 717 amino acids. Gene Ontology annotation, molecular function: glycosyltransferase activity.